Impatiens glandulifera is the source of this 718-nucleotide messenger RNA. Its product is annotated as transcription factor SRM1-like. The record is from RefSeq and is a predicted model, not a curated record. Lineage: Eukaryota; Viridiplantae; Streptophyta; Magnoliopsida; Ericales; Balsaminaceae. Gene Ontology annotation, molecular function: DNA binding. The transcript is spliced from 2 exons. The coding region runs from base 1 to 624 and encodes 207 amino acids.
AUGAGUGCCGAACAUCAUAACCAUGGUCGUUUCACAUCCUCUUGGAACAGUGUUGAGAAUAAAGUUUUUGAGCAAGCACUCGCGAAAUACUCUGAGGACCAUGGUGAUAGUGCUGGUAGAUGGGCGAAUAUCGCAGCCCAAGUUCCAGGAAAGUCAAUGGAAGAGAUUAAGCGUCAUUACGAUCUCUUAAUCGAUGAUGUUAGGCGCAUAGAAGCUGGCUUCAUCCCUCUACCAAACUAUGAAUUAAGCAUCCAUGAAGAAGACAAUGAACCAAUGCCAAAACAUCUUCGUCGAAGGAGUAUCCCUUGGACGGAGAAUGAACACAAAUUAUUUCUGUUAGGUUUGCAAAAGUAUGGAAAAGGUGAUUGGCGGAGCAUAGCCCGUAAGUCUGUUAUGACGAGGACCGCAGUUCAAGUCGCGAGCCACGCACAAAAGUAUUUUGCUCGUCAAAAUGCAAUUCUUGCAGAAAAGAAGAGGUCUAGCAUUCACGACAUGACUAUCAAUUCCAACAACCCACUACAACAACAACACAACAUGGAUCCUUCUACUGCACAUUCCGUUGGCAUGCCCAUCGAACUUCCUCCCUUUCCACCUCAAAUAUGGUGGGAUGCACCCUCUCAAUGAAAUAAAAAUCAAAUUAACAAUAUAAACAAUUUGGUUGGUGGAGUUUGUACUAGAAUAAAAUAAAUAUUUAAUAAGUUGAUUGUUACAUUGGUUU